Molecule: messenger RNA, 2907 nt
Organism: Amblyraja radiata (thorny skate)
Lineage: Eukaryota; Metazoa; Chordata; Chondrichthyes; Rajiformes; Rajidae
Gene: ephx4
Product: epoxide hydrolase 4
Exons: 7
Coding region: 192-1283 (363 amino acids)
Molecular function (GO): catalytic activity
Source: RefSeq, a predicted model, not a curated record
GUGAUCCUUGACGCUUCUAUCUCUGGUGGUUUCCAUGACUUCAGGUUAAGGGAUGUUUCUCGGCAGGCGCUAUUUGGAGCUGAAGGUUCCGGGCUGAAUGAGAGACCUUAGAUCAGCCCGGAGAGAGAGAUAGAGAGAGAGAGAGAGAGAGACACCAGUGUUGGAGGAAGCUCCCAAUUCCAGCUGGGACUAUGGUGAAGGCUCUCUGCGAUUUCCUGAUGUUUUUAACCCGAGUCACUGGGAAGAUCAAGAACCUUCUCUUCUGGGCUCUGGCGUACAGUUUUUGCGGGUUCUGUGCCUGCCUGGUUUUGCUAAAACUUCUGUGGCACAUCAUCAGGAAGCCGGCAGAAUCCUUUCAGUGGACUGAGCGCGAAACCCUUCCAGCUUGCCUGAACGACACGUCCCUGGGAACUCACUGUUACGUGCGAAUCAAGGAGUCAGGAUUGAGAUUCCAUUAUGUUGCUGCAGGAGAAAGAGGGAAACCAUUAAUGCUGCUGUUACAUGGAUUCCCAGAGUUCUGGUUUUCCUGGCGUUAUCAGCUUCAAGAAUUUAAGUGCGAAUUCCGAGUCGUCGCAGUUGAUUUACGGGGAUAUGGGGAAUCCGAUGCACCCGUUGGUCGAGAAAAUUACCAGCUGGAUUGUUUGAUCACCGACAUAAAGGAGAUUGUGGAUUCACUCGGCUACAAGAAGUGUGUUCUGAUUGGCCAUGACUGGGGCGGACUGAUUGCCUGGUGUUUUGCCAUCUAUUACCCGGAGAUGCUGAACAGGAUUAUUAUUCUGAAUUGCCCACAUCCUGCAGUUUUUAGUGAUUACGUGAUGCGACAUCCCUCCCAGCUGAUCAAAUCAAGCUACUUUUUCUUUUGCCAAGUGCCAUGGCUUCCUGAAUUUGCUCUUACGAUGAAUGAUUUCAAGGUGUUGAAGUACUUAUUCACAAGUCAGAGCACAGGCAUUAGGACGAAAGAGUGCAGGAUGACAGCAGACGAGAUCGAAGCCUACUUGUACAUCUUUUCCCAGCGUGGCGCCUUCUCUGGACCACUUGACCACUUCAGGAACGUAUUCAGUAGCCUGCCCUUGAAUCAGAAUGAGGUGGUGUCACCCACCCUGUUAUUGUGGGGAGAAAAAGAAGGAUUUAUGGAGUUCAAGAUGGCUCAGCUCUCAAAGUCUUACGUGAGGAAUUGUUUCAGACUGCAUGUCGUGCCCGAGGCCAGCCACUGGCUCCAGCAGGACCAACCACAACUGGUCAACCGCUUGAUCUGGGCAUUUCUGAAGGAAGGCAACCAGUAAAAUGUACUGUCACUGAAGUAAGGCACAAAUAUUUUCAGACGGUUCCAGUGUCAAAAGUAAAUGUUUUCCUGUGUCUUUUCACUGUAACCACUCCUCUUUACACAUGCUGUCUAAAAUCUAUGGUGCUGACUUAAAGUCUGCUUGUGAGGUUUGUACUUUUGCUGACGCACUAUUUACAUGUAAUGCUGAGAAGUAACUAUUUAAAGCUGGGGUGUUCCCAAUAUGUCUCUACAUAUAUACUUAUUAAGAUUCCCAGUGACCUCAUUUCUGUGCAUUUAGACUGGCUGAGGAGUUCAAACAGGUUCAAGUUAUCUGCCCUCGGGAGUCAUUGACAAGACAAAUGAAUCUUAAACUGAUUCUGAUAGGCAAACUUGGGUUGGGAGGAGAUAAAGAGAAAAAACUUUAUCUGAAAGGGAUCCGUCUUUUUAAAGCAGCAUCCUAGCGUAUAUAUUCCUGAAUAUUUGCACGUGAAAACACCAGCCUUAAUACUUGUAAAUAAGAAACAGUGAUGUCAUCAUGUAAAUGAGUGGUAUGUGCUCUUUACUUGGUGGUGCCUUUCACUAGAUUCUUCCUCAGAAAAUAAAUAUUAAGAGUGGCAUUUCUGAAAAUAUAAAUGGGAAUGUUUAUAUUUUGUAUUUAUAAGUUGUAUAGAUUGAUGUUUUUAUUGAUAAGGAUCAUGUAUUAAACAUAUUGCUGUAAUCACAAUCUGGUUUCCAUAUAAAAUGUAUAUAUUCAAGGUAGAAAAUUAUGAGCAGAUUACCUAGCUGUUAUAUUAUAUGUACAAAAUCGCUAUUAAGAUAAUGGAUGAUUUUGUAAUUAGGAACCAGUCUCUGCAAUGCUCCAUCCAGUUGGUCAUGAUGUACCAUGGCCCCAGUGUACCUCAUCUAUAAGAGGCACUGCAGUUCUUUGCCUUCAUCGACAGCACCUCCCAAACCAUUGUCUCCAACACUAAGAAAGACAAAGGUAGAAGGUACCUCCUGCAUGUUUCCAUUCAAGUCACAAACCAUUCUGACAUGGAAAUAAAUUGCCUUCUGUGGCUGGCUAUCUUUUGGUCACAGCACCAAUGAAUCGUCCUGGUAAUUACUUUGUAUUUAGAAUGUGCUGACAUUUUGGGUAGAAAUUCUUUCACAAUAUGCUUCAUUCAAACAUUGACAAUUUGUGCUUGGUUUCUGAACGUGAGAGUAAUCACACUGUUAUUUGAUUUGACAUAUUAACUGACUGUACCUUUCAUAGAUGAUCCCAGGGUCUAUUGUUUCUACUUAAUACAUUUAUUGAUACCAUUAGUGCUUUCAUUUUAUUUUUGUUAGCAGGAUAGAUGAAGUGGAUGGAAAGGUUUAAAGGGAUAGGUGUCAAAUAUUGGCAAGUGAAACCAGCAUAGAUUGGCAUCUUGGUUGGUAUGGACAAGUUGGGACGAAAGGCCUGUUUGUGCUAUAUGACUAUGACUCUUGGGUAGACAGCUACUUACUGCCAUCGAUUUUAUGUAUGUGACAUUAAUAUUUUUUAUUGUGAGAGAAUUGUCUGCUUACGUUCUGUGACUGAACCUCCUCAGUGGUCUGCUCAUUGAAGCACCUGGGAUUCCAAAGUGGGUCUCUAUCAUGUUAAAUUGUCCAAAUACAUCCUAAAU